CCCUGUUUAGUUUUGGGACACAUCGUAGAAGAGAGGUCCGUUACCUCAGAGUAGUUGUAGUUAUAGCUAAUACCCUUAGUAACGCCAACCGCUUCCACCUGAAACGAUAGUUAUUUUUAACCGUCGUCACAGACAGUAAAGAUUAAAUAAAUGAUUGAGCGCGCACUCAGGCAUAGUAUUGAACUUCUCAGAUCAUCAACUGCCAUACCAUUUCUGCAAGUGUAACGUUGUUGCCACCAAAACAAUACAGUAACCAACGGGUUGUCACUGCAAAUAAAGCCCUCCUUAUUGCUCGUCCACGGCUGUGCUGAUCAGUGCUAAGUAGGCUGCCUGGAGCCCACAGGUGACUGACCAGCCCUCGUGGGAUUUGAUGUCAUCUCUGGACGGGUUCAACUGAAGAUGGAAACACUGGAGUCUGAGCUGACCUGCCCAAUCUGCCUGGAGUUGUUCGAAGACCCACUGCUCUUGCCCUGCGCCCACAGCCUGUGUUUCAACUGCGCCCAUCGCAUCUUGGUGUCCCACUGCUCCACCAGCAAACCCCUCGAGUCCAUCUCCGCCUUCCAGUGCCCCACCUGUCGCUACGUCAUCACGCUGAACCACCGCGGCCUGGAGGGCCUCAAGCGCAAUGUGACCCUGCAGAACAUCAUCGACCGCUUCCAGAAGGCCUCGCUCAGCGGCCCCAACUCGCCCACGGAGAGCCGCCGCCUCCACCCGCGCCCCUACGGCACGCACGGCACCGGCCUCGGCGGCAGCACCACCCCCACCGGCGGGAUUUCCACCACCAGCGGCAGCGCCCGCGGCAGCCCGGCCUCCGCCAUGUCGCUGGACCGCAUCAGCUGCCAGUUCUGCGAGCAGGAGCCGCCGCGCGAGGCGGUGAAGACGUGCGUGACGUGCGAGGUGUCGUACUGCGACCGCUGCCUGCGCGCCACGCACCCCAACAAGAAGCCCUUCACCAGCCACCGGCUGGUGGAGCCGGUGGCGGACGCCCACCUGCGCGGCCUCACCUGCCUGGAGCACGAGAACGAGAAGGUCAACAUGUACUGCAUGGUGGACGACCAGCUGAUCUGCGCCCUGUGCAAGCUGGUGGGCCGCCACCGGGACCACCAGGUGUCGUCGCUGAGCGAGCGCUUCGACAAGCUCAAGGCUUUUCAAGUGAGCCCUGGCAGAGUAUCUGACGCUGUAAUGGAGGCUUCAAAGACAAGCGCUGCGCAAACCCUGGAGAACAACCUGACCAAUCUGGUGAAGAGAAACAGCGAACUGGAAAACCAGAUGGCCAAGCUUAUCCAGAUCUGCCAGCAGGUGGAGGUGAACACAGCCAUGCACGAAGCCAAGCUGGUGGAGGAGUGUGACGAGCUGGUGGAGAUCAUACGCCAGAGGAAACAGAUCAUCGCCGUCAAGAUCAAGGAGUCCAAGGUGAUGAAGCUGCGGAAGCUGGCCCAGCAGAUCGCCAACUGCCGGCAGUGUCUGGAGCGCUCCAGCGCCCUCAUCACGCAGGCCGAGCACAGCCUGAAGGAGAACGACCACACGCGCUUCCUCCAGACCGCCAGGAACGUGGCUGAAAGGGUUGCCAUGGCCACAGCCUCGUCCCAGGUGCUGAUUCCGGAUGUGAACCUGAACGAGGCCUUCGACAACUUUGCCCUUGACUUCUCCCGAGAGAAGAAGAUCUUGGAAUGCCUGGAUUACCUCACAGCGCCCAACCCUCCGUCCAUCCGUGACGAGCUGUGCACCGCCUCCCACGACACCAUCACUGUGCACUGGAGCUCCGAGGACGAGUUCAGCGUCACCUCCUACGAGCUGCAGUACACCAUCUACACCGGACACACCAACUUCAUCAGUCUGUACAACUCGGUGGACAGCUGGAUGAUCGUGCCCAACAUCAAGCAGAACCACUACACGGUCCACGGCCUGCAGAGUGGCACGCGCUACAUCUUCUUCGUCAAGGCCAUCAACCAGGCGGGCAGCCGCAACAGCGAGCCGGCCCGCCUCAAGACCAACAGUCAGCCAUUUAAACUGGACCCCAAGACGGCACACAAGAAGCUGCGUCUGUCCAACGACUGCUUGACCAUGGAGAAGGACGAGAGCUCCCUGAAGAAGAGCCACACUCCCGAGCGCUUCAGCGGCACGGGCUCUUACGGCGCCGCCGGCAACGUCUUCAUGGACAGCGGCUGCCACUACUGGGAGGUGCUGCUGGGGGCCUCCACCUGGUACGCAGUGGGCGUGGCCUACAAGUCUGCGCCCAAGAACGAGUGGAGUGGCAAGAACUCGUCCUCCUGGGUGCUGUCCCGCUGCAACAACAACUUCAUGGUGCGUCACAACGGGAAGGAGCUGCAGGUGGAGGCCAGCCCCCAGCUGCGCCGCCUGGGCGUGCUGCUCGACUACGACAACAACUCGCUGUCCUUCUAUGACGCCAUGAACUCUCAGCACCUGCACACCUUCGACGUGUCCUUCGUGCUGCCUGUGGCGCCCACCUUCAUGAUCUGGAACAAGUCAGUCAUGAUCCUGUCAGGCCUGCCCGUGCCUGACUUUGUGGACUGUAGUGAGCAGCAGCAGGACCUCUGUCGCCAGCAGGAGUCUCCCUACGGCUCCGGGAUGAAGUCCUGCCACUAAGGCAUCCUGGGACUUGGAGUCUCAAGUCUCUGGGUUCUAUCCUUGAGUCCGUUGAGAACCAGGGUGAGCUCCAGACACCGAGACCUACAACACGCUAUGGUGGGAGAGGGUGGGGUACAGGAUCCUCUUUGCAAAGUGUGCCGUUUCUCUCUCUCUAUUUGAAAGCCUCUGGUUGGUGUAAAUGCAGGCUAGAGAUUCCAUCUGGUUUCUGGAAUUCAAACGGUAGUUUUAAAUUACUGUUUAAAGGGGGAAGAGAGUGCACUCUUGAUUGGCCAUUGGUUGGCCAGGACUUUGGUCAGUGGACAGUGCCAGAUUCACUUCCUGGUUUUUCCAUUUGUUUUACCAUCAUCUUCUUGGUUUAGGUUUUUUCAUUUGUAGGUGAUGGUUGCCGACAUUGACUUGUGUUUGAGGCUGGUUUUGUUUCUGAUAUUCCAGAUCACCAGAGGUUUAUUCGCGUUAUGUGACUACUAGCGUUGUAUCAUAAGAAAUGUAUUGAUUACAAUUGAAUAGAAGAAAAUGUUGAUUAUUUAUGAAUACUAAGUUGGUUUGCUUUUUUUGUCAAUCUCAAUGUAUUCUCAUAAUGCACUUUUAAGAUUGACCAUUUUCUCAGUGUGUAUAAAAUAGAACUGAAUUGGGCCGGGUUGUACUUUUUAGAUAGCAUAGUAAAUUUAUCUUGUAUAGUGAAAGGAAUAUGAUAACGAUGUUUAUGCAGUUUCUAUCACAUUAAUCAGGAUAAACCUGACAAGAUGGUGACAGUGUUGAAUAAUAUUCAGGGAGGAGAGGGUGAACAGGUGCUGUGCUGUGCUGUGGUUCUGGGUGUCAUGGCAUGUUAAUGUGUUCACUCUAGGAUUUGUUCACACACUCACACACACAAAAACAUGUACACACUCUUCAUGUUUUUAUGGUUUGGUCGUGAUGGCGCAUGUAACAUUGUAGGAUUCCACUCACAGAUCCCCCUGUAGUCAUGUAUUUUCUACAUACAGGACAUCCAGUUUGCCACAAAGACAACUUCCUAUUUCACCUGUAGCAUCUCUCAAAGUCCAACCCAGUCCCCCUUGUCCAAUCACAAGUGAAAUUACUUCUACUUCCAAGUAGAACUCAUCCCCUGUUGAAUGCGAUAUUAAAACAUAUGGUCCAACCAGCGAUUCAUUUCGAAAACUGAAAUGUGGUCACAAUUGAUUAGAAUUCCACAGUCAUGGAAACCACAUAAUGCUUGUUAACUUGAUGAUUGCUGCAAAGCAUGCUAGGGUUUCACUUCACAAACUAGAAGAUGACACUUUCCACUAAAUCAAAAGUAAAAAAAUAAAUAACUUCACUCAAUCUAAUUAAUUAAUUUCAGCAUUCAUUUGAAGUUUACAAUGUAUAUAAUGUUUUGUUGAUAAAUAUAAGUAGCUGUUUAACCAGAAGUAGACAUUUUUAUGUUGUGUGCAGAACAACUAUACUCUUGGUUAAAGUGUGUGCAGACUGCGAGCAAGCCAAGCAUUAUACAUUUUCCAUAAAUGUGAGCAAUGGUAUGUUUGGAGAACAGGCAUCACAAAGAGACAACCAUGAGCUCUACAGUGCCCUCGUAAAUAAAUACAAAUGCAGCCUAGCCUGGAACAUAGUUAUUUAUUUUGAAACCUGCUUCCAAGGUUUUGUGUAUUAUGAAAUCCUUAAAGUUAGUUUUCAGGGCUAAUGAUGAUCGGAUCGACAAUCAGUCAUGUAUUUACACGUGUAGGCAAAUAUAAAACAAAUAUUUCUGUGUUGACAGUGAAGGCAUGGCAAUAAGCAUGUACUACUUGGUAUACUGUCAAAAUGGAGUUCUCAUUACACCUGUACAGAUUUAGGAACUGGCUCACAUACUACUGAUUCCACAACUCUCCACUCUGUCCACAUAUCAGUGAGUUUUAUUUUCUCAUAACUGAGUGUUCCCACCUCAUCCUGAUAGAAAUGUUUUUGUUCUGUUUUUAAAUCUUUUUUUUUGAAAGCACAAAAAACGACACUCCGUCAGGUGUGAUUGGUCCACAGAGAGACCAGAGGAGGGAGUCCACAUCAGAGGAUCAGAGGUUGGCCCUUUCUCCACUUCCUGAAAGUGAGAUUCUUGAAGAGUAGAAACUCUUCAUCUCAUUGGUUUUACUAUUUCGUGUAGUAUAGGCAAAUAUUUAGUAUGUCUCGCUACAUAGUACGUCUGAUGAGACAGUAAGCUAAAAAUGCCAGAAUAAUGUUGUACAGCUGACAGCAUUCAUAGUAUACAAGCCAUCUUUUCUGACUAUUCUGCCCAAACUCUACACAACAGAGGAGUUGUCUACCACAGAGACAACAGUACAAUAGCAGCCCAAUGCAGCCCUAUGUGCGUCACAUCAAGACACAAUGAUAUGACAAAGUAGUAUGACCCAAACAUGUCACCUUUUUCUGGCAUAGCUGCUCUAAUUACGAGGAGUUAAGGAGUUAAAAGUAUGUGCGUUGGGCUAGGAAAAAGGAGUGUCUUUUCAUGUGUGAGCAUGUCCGUUCCAUGAGAACUGUAAAAUGUGGCUUCUCGCCCCCAAAAAAGGUUUCUUUACAAAACUGCAUUGACAUGUACUGCAAAGUGAUGUACAAUCACUACUGCAGGUUACAAGUGGUGUCUGUGUCUUUGCUUCUUCUUUUUAUUUAUUUUUACAUUUCAGCAGAUUUAUGAAAGUCAUGUUGUCCAAAAGCCCAUUGCGAUGACCACUCAUGGGUCAGAUCCUUGUGUACAUUGUCUUAACUGGGACUGACUAACCAAAUGAGGUUCAGUUCAUAGGUAUGGGUACUCCUGGCUGUGUUGCUGCAUGUCAAUGUGACUCCUGUGAAGUUUAUCCUUCAUCCCCGGGGGUGGGUUAAAAUAUUGCUAUACAUAUUCAUCAGAAUACAUCCACCAGAGACGCCAGAAUUUAGACUUCUCGUGCAUAUCAGAUAGUUUGCUGUGCAUUUUUUCUUUAUCAGUUGAUGAAUAAAUAUAUAUAUAUAUUAAUUUACAGUUUACCCUCAGUAGUUCUGUAUGCCGUAGAAACUCAUUUAGUUUCUGUGUUCCUCAAGCUUAUUUUUACAAAACUUCAAAAAAUUUAACUGGGCUCGCUCCCCUCCUUUCAGCAAAAACACAAAAAGAGGAUCGAAAGAGUUGUGUUCAUCAACAUGACACUUCAGUUUCGAUAGAUAUACAAGCCUUUAGUGAAAAGGAUUGUAAAUCAUAGUAUGAAAUACAGUAUAUAUUAUAUAAUGUACAAUAUACAAAAAUUAUAUGAACUAUUGUUAUUUAUGUGAACUCAAGUCCAAUUAAAAGUCUGAUCCCAAACA
Osmerus eperlanus (European smelt) is the source of this 5901-nucleotide messenger RNA. RefSeq names its product midline 2 (gene mid2). The transcript is spliced from 12 exons. The coding region runs from base 400 to 2607 and encodes 735 amino acids. Lineage: Eukaryota; Metazoa; Chordata; Actinopteri; Osmeriformes; Osmeridae. Gene Ontology annotation, cellular component: microtubule. Gene Ontology annotation, biological process: protein localization to microtubule. The record is from RefSeq and is a predicted model, not a curated record. Gene Ontology annotation, molecular function: microtubule binding; zinc ion binding.